UUGAAAAUCUGCAUUCUCUUCCUAAUGUGGUUGGUGUUAGGCUGUUAAAUCUUGCUUUAUUUUUGCAAAUUUUCUGCUCUAGAUAGGAUAUCAGAAUCUUUAAAUUGCAGCUGUGGAAGAUUAGAAUUUUUCACUAUGAAAAUGAGAGCAAACAAGAAAGGGCCUAAAAACGCAUAGAAACGAAAAUACCAUUUGUAGCAUGUGGCCUCCAUGCAGCUUGUACAAUUUCCAGCAUAGCUUUCUGAAGAUAUGACACCUCACUAGAAGUAUCUACUCACAGAAUGAAUACAGUCUAGUUUGGUUUUUCUUUGUCCUGCAAGUUCUGAAUAGCAAGAUAACCAGUAUAGUGGCACUUUAACUACUUUGGAAACAAUCUAACAAAAGCUGGAUAGAAACCUGAUAAAUUGCCCAGAGCACUUCCUCGCAAGAUGGGCGGUGACCAAAUUUGAAAUAUAAAUAAAUAAAAUAAAUAUGUCAAAAGAUUUAGCUGCAGUUAUAUCACCCAACAUGAUGACUUCGUCUGCCAAAGAUAUCUAAACUAGGAGUUCCAAACCAAACUGAUGGGGUGAAUGAUGAUGUGUAAGACGAAGCUGUGGAGUGUUCUGGCCCUGUGCUUUGUACUUUCCAUCUGGAAGAUGUAUACUUCUGUUUGUAAGGGCCCUUCACCUUUGCCAAACAACCGUGGUGAGUGGCCAGCACAAGACUCAUUAAUGAAAGAGGAAAUGUGUCACCAUAACAGAUGCAUUGGCCUAAGCAGUUGGGACUGGUUUUGUGACCACUUUGAUGCCUCAGUAAACUGCCUGCUGACUCCUGAAAACUCAGAUAUCCCACCAGAGGUUCUUCAGUGGUGGCUGAAGCUACAAAGAUCACAAGAUGGGAGCCAAAUUCAGAAGAUAAUAAAAAAACUGUUUGACCUUCUUCAGUCUCCCACUGCUAGAGUUCAGGGUGUUGCUCAGUGUGGAACCUGUGCUGUGGUGGGAAACUCAGGAAGGCUGAGGGGCUCUAAAUAUGGGCAAAAGAUUGAUUCUCAUCAAUUUGUGAUGAGAAUGAACACUGCACAGAUUGCAGGUUUUCAGGAAGAUGUUGGUACACGAACCACACAUCAUUUCAUGUACCCAGAGAGUGCUGUGAAUCUCCAUCCUGGCAUACAUCUUGUACUAGUCCCUUUCAAACCCCUAGAUCUCAAAUGGCUGGCCAGUGCCCUUUCAACAGGAGACAUCCAGCAAACAUAUAAAAGAGUUAAACAAUUUAUUAAAGCUGAUAAAAGCAAGGUUCUAAUACUUUACCCUGGUUUCCUGAAAUACAUCCAAGAUAAAUGGACAAAAUAUCAUGGAAGGUAUCCUUCCACUGGAUUAAUUGCAUUGAUUUUUGCCAUCCAUACUUGCACACAGGUCUCUGCCUUUGGCUUCGGUGCAAACAGCAACGGGAACUGGCAUCACUACUGGGAAGACAACCGUUAUGGAGGAGCCUUUCGCAAGACUGGGGUACACAAUGCCACUUUUGAACUACAACUCAUUGAAAGACUGGCAAUUGAAGGCAAACUGUCAUUCUAUAAAUAGCUUCCUCCAAACUUUAUACUACAUGCUUAAGCUUGCUUAAUUAGACUGAAAUAGGGAUAAUGCCUCCCCAAAAUGUCUUCUAGUCUUUCACAUUAGGAUUUUUUAAUUCCCUCUGUUCUGGCUUCGAAGACAAGCAAAACUGAAAUAAAAUCUAUAACACGAGAAGAGGAUGCAUUUCUAUUUGUUAAUGCAUCAAAUAUUAAAAACAACAAUAGUAACAUGGUCCUGCUUUUCUGAAUUUAUGUAUUUUAGAGCAACAGACUUUAUAAACAUAAUUUGUUACUAGCUUCAGAUUUUGCUUGUUUCUUCAAGUAUAAAACCACAGGCAGAACAAUUUAGAUUUACUAGCUGUGCUAUUGGCAGCAGAAGAAAUUGGAGUACCAAAAGUAGCUAUUUAAAAAACGUAUUUCUGAUUAUUUUCAUAGCAGGUGUUUGAAUGUGAAAUAUACCUUUGAAUUU
Messenger RNA from Python bivittatus (Burmese python), 2018 nucleotides. Its product is annotated as CMP-N-acetylneuraminate-beta-galactosamide-alpha-2,3-sialyltransferase 2-like. Gene Ontology annotation, cellular component: membrane. Gene Ontology annotation, molecular function: beta-galactoside (CMP) alpha-2,3-sialyltransferase activity. The record is from RefSeq and is a predicted model, not a curated record. NCBI's taxonomy places the organism in Eukaryota, Metazoa, Chordata, Lepidosauria, Squamata, Pythonidae. Gene Ontology annotation, biological process: sialylation.